GAGCUUAUUCUACUUUGGAAAAAUAAAGUGGAAAAGACAUUUGGCCACAACAAAAUUAUUCUGGUCACUAAAGAGACCAAUAGAAAUCAUAGUUACAAUGAUAAAGAGAACAAUAUAAUUGAGUUUAGCAAAAUGUAUAGUUAUGAUAAUAGUGAAGAUGUUAAUAAGACCGAUAGAAAUCAGGAUAUAAUUAAGAUCAACGAAUUUGAUAAUUACUUAACUUCAAUAAAGCAAGACCUUAUCAAAUGGAAUAGCAAAUUUAAAGAAACAAAUGAUUAG
This is a messenger RNA of Dentiscutata erythropus, 279 nucleotides long. Lineage: Eukaryota; Fungi; Glomeromycota; Glomeromycetes; Diversisporales; Gigasporaceae. The record is from the annotation of a GenBank genome assembly.